AUGGAGGCGGCUUACCCAGGGAUGUGGGCAUGUUUAGGACUAGUUUUGCUGACCUCCACUGUGGCGACCCAGAAUUAUAGACACAGCCCUCCCCAGAAGAUGUCCCCGGACACCAACAGGCCGAUGCAGUGUCCCUUGGCUUGUCGUUGUUCGCAGAUCCGGCCCGGACAUGAACUGCUGAGACGGUGGGAGGACCUCAAGUCUCCGGCUGAUAUCCGGAUGUUGGAAAACGCCAUUGAUCAAGGUCAUUGGUUCCGGAGAGACUUUUCGUCCGGGUCUAGCCGGGCCGUUUCCGGCCGGGACAUGAUGUGUAUGGGGUUGGUAGACCUGCCUUCGUCCAUACCUUCAGAUAUCAUUCGGCUGUCAAUUUUUGGGGAGGAAGGGCAGUCCAAUCAGUCACGUGACUCCAUUUCCUAUGGUCAUCCCCACAAACCAAGCAGUAUUGCCGCUCGAGGAACAGCUAUACACUCAAACAAUCAGCUGUCCACAAUCAGAAAGAGCGCCUUCAUGCGUUCACGUGAUUUACUGGAGCUGUCCAUUGUUGGGAAUGACGUCAGGUAUAUAAGUCCGGCCGAAUUUGAGUACUUGCCAAACUUGGUUUUGUUAAAUCUGCAGAAUAACAACCUGAAAUCGUUGGAAACUCAAACAUUCCAAGGACUGUAUCAUUUAGAAGAGCUAAGGCUGUCCAAAAACGGUCUUCACAUCCUCCCGUCUGGUCUGUUGGACAACGUGCCCAGGUUGAAGAAACUUUACGUAGAUGAAAAUCAGAUUCGAUCUCUGGAUAUAGACACAUUUCAUUCACUAAGGAAUCUCGAAAUUUUGGAUUUGUCCUCCAAUAACCUGACGUAUUUACCGAGAACUGUGUUUGCCAGAAACCGCCAUCUCCGAGAGUUAUCCAUGGAUGACAAUAUGUUUGAUGGCAUUCAGUCAGAUUGGUUCUCCCAUGCCCUUCAGCUGCAGAAGCUGUCGAUGAAUGGUAACAGGUUACGUAGCCUGGGGCCUGGAAGUCUCACCGUGGUUAGGAUGUUGUCAGAUCUGUCCUUGUCAGGAAAUCGGAUAAUCCGAAUACACGCCCGAACCCUGAACUCUUUCCACAGUCUCCGUAGGUUAGACCUCAGCUAUAACAACAUCGGUGCAAUACCAGCAGGAACAUUUCACGGGACGCCCAAACUGACGGAGCUAAAUCUGGCCGGCAACAAACUGAUUCUGAUCGCCAGAGAUGUUUUUGGUCGGCCGUCUGCCCUGAAAAUACUGGAUCUUUCGAACAAUAACCUAGAUACAGUUUCCAGAGAAAACUUCAAAGAUCUCAAUGCCUUGGAGAAACUGGAUUUAUCUGGAAACGGAAUAACGGAUUUAGUCAACGGCACGUUUUCAGGAUUGAGAAAGCUAAGGGAGCUAAAUCUAGCUAGAAAUAAAAUACAUGCAAUUGAGCAUAGUUCUUUAGCAGUUUCUCUCAGUAGAUUUGUGUCACAGCUGACUUGGUUAAACCUUCAACAUAACCAGAUAUCGUCAAUAACCGGUGAGAGCUUCCGCACUGUUCCUCAUUUGAAAUUCCUCAACCUGGCUUUUAACCACAUCACAUUCAUCGAUGGCAAAGCCUUCCAUUCUCAACAACAACUGAACACGCUGCUUUUGAAUAACAAUUUGCUUUCCUCCCUUCGGGGUGGAAUAUUUUCUUCCUUAAAAAAUGUUCGUCAUUUAAAUGUUGGUUAUAACCAGCUGAAGGAUCUAUCUGGCACUGUGUUGAAAGGCCUUACACGUCUUGACGAAUUAAACGCACAACAAAACCGCUUAUCGUUACUGAUGAAGGAUCUUUUCCAUGAAAUUCCUAAUUUGGUUAGGGCUAAUUUCAGUGGAAAUUCCAUCCAUUAUGUUAACAUGAACAGUCUCUUCCCGAGUUCUUCACUCAGUCAUUUGGAUUUAAGCAGAAAUAACCUCUCCGAAGUGAAGGCAUCCCCAUCUUUUGGACUACGCCUGAAACACUUAUCGUUAGCUGAGAAUCGACUUAAGAGUCUUCACAGUGACAUCAGCAACAGCAUGGCCACAGGAGGGGAGUUAAGUCUGGUGAAGAAUCCGUGGCUGUGUGACUGUCACUUGUCUUGGUUUCGAUAUCUCGUCCCCAUCUGGCAGCUCCAGCUGGCAGAUGCAGAUCAACUGGCAUGCGACCAGCCCAGAGAGCUUAGGGGACAGCGAAUUCUAUCCCUGGGCCAAUCUGACUUUACCUGUAGUUCUCCCGUGGCAAGGCAAGGCUCGCCCGCCAUCAGACCUCCUGUUAAGGAGCGCCAUAACUACCCAAGCCAAGACAGGACAAUAAUGGCACCAAAGAGUCGUUAUCCCCGUGUGCAUCAAAACAACCCCAUGUUAACCACUACGCUAAGGAACAUCCUGCCUCUAUCUACAUCAAAAUACCAGGGAGACCCGAGGUCAAAAUACCAGGGGGGUCCGAGGUCAAAAUACAGCAAUCGCAACGUCCUUUCAAACCAUAACGCAAAUCAUGGUUCCAAAAAGAAUCGUGUGAGAAAGAAAUCCGGAGUAACCAAGCCGCUUGUCGACACCUUAAGACGUGCGAAUAAACGCUUCAUACCGAUAUCCCCCAGGCCAAACAUAUUAGUGGACUCCCGUGAUCGUUCUAGAAUCCACAGUGGUUCGGGACUCUCAGGUCGGACGUUUGAUUCUAGAGGAACCACUACGCCUAGUCCCUGGUCUCGUUCUAACCGGAGGAAACCCUUCACCGAGCGGCCCAGACCAACGAUAUCUACCUCCAGGCCGACUCAGAGGAGCGAUGUCCAUUAUCCAGGGAGACGCCGCUGGAAAACAACACGAAGGCCUAUAAUACCAAGAGAGUUCACUACUAAGCGACCGCAGGCAAGAAGAGGUUUUUCUACCAGAGGCACAUCACAAAACUACUCGUCAAAGAGGGAGUUUGACAAAGAGAGACGUAAUCAGAAAGGGGAGUUUGGUGGACCACGGCUUUAUGAACACGACUAUGAUAAGGGCAAUAACUCAGGUACAGAAACAUGGUGGAACCCACCUUCUCUUUUUCACAGAAUACCUUCUCCCACGGUGGGGACAACGACACCUCGCAGACAGAUCGUGAAGGUGACGCCAAAAGUGCCAACUAGGAUCCGGAAUCCUAUCUACCCGCGGAAACCCAAUCGAUCCCCAAUCCCUAAUCCUCAAACAAAACCUCCAUUAAGAGACAGGGCGAACGUGCGCAACUUUAACCGUCUGUCAGCCCUAACACCCAGACCAGACAGAUUUCGUCGUCCUUACAGAGUUCCCAGCUAUACGUCAAGACCACUGAGUAACAAGAGCUUCAAGAAUGAGACAUAUGACACGGCAAAACCAGGCGCCAACCCGCCCUAUGACCAGAAACAACCCGCCGUUCGCCCAUAUGUCCUCACAACUCUAAAACCUAAACAAACAUUGAGGCCAAAGUUUCCAAACGUUUAUCCCAGAGGGACAUCCACAUCGACAACCAUUUUUCCACCAAAAGUGGUUACUCAGAAGACAAGGAAAACAACUGACACACGACGCAAGGAAAGCGUGUUGCUUGGAUGUCGCUUCCAGUCAAAGUGGAGAUUGCAUUUUGACAAAGCCCUCAUCAGACGACAUAAAUCAGAAGUUAAGAACUAUCAUGUGACUGUAUUGAACUCCCGCCGAAAGCCGACAUGUAAUGCGGUGCUGCUGACGGAUUGGUGGAUUCUGACGACAGCUUCCUGUGUGGAAAAGAAUUUGGCUAAUCCGGGUAAACUCCGAGAUCCCUCGUGGUCCCCUAACUACCAUGUGAAGAUCGGACUUCGGGAGCUGAACAAGGCGACGGGAAUUGUGGUACAUCCGGCGUACCUGUCACGCCGUUCUCAGGACCACGACUUUGCCUUGCUCAAGCUGAAAUACGACAGUCUCAUGACCAAAGCGUUCACGCCACCUUGUGUCAUGUCUUCGGCAUGGUUCCAGGGGCGUUCGGCUUGGGUGGUGCCAGGUGUGGCCUCGGCUCGAUUCGACAGCAAGAAACCUCGAUCAAAUCUCCAGACUAUGGCUGUGAAGGUUUGGGAGACUGAUUGUGAUAAAAACCCGGCCUCCUGUCUCCGUAUUACGAACAAAGAUUUGAAUAGUGAGUCUGCUUUCACUGAUGGAGCCCCUUUGUACUUGGGGUACUCCAAGUCUAGGUGGAGCUUGGUGGGCUUGGGUCGGUCGUCAACAACAGCUACGACUGUUAAGCUGAAGCUCUCCUCUCACGAAGAGACGUUAACCACAGAGCUUGAGCUCUCCCCUCAUGAAGAGACGUUAACCGCAGAGCUGAAGCUCUCCUCUCAUGAAGAGACGUUAACCGCAGAGCUGAAGCUCUCCUCUCAUGAAGAGACGAUAACCGCAGAGCUGAAGCUCUCCUCUCAUGAAGAGACGUUAACUGCAGAGCUGCACCUCUCCUCUCAUGAAGAGACGUUACCCAAAGAGCUUGAGCUCUCCUCUCAUGAAGAGACAUUAACCACAGAGCUGCUCUCCUCUCAUGAAGAGACGUUAACCGCAGAGCUGGACCUCUCCCCUCAUGAAGAGACGUUACCCACAGAGCUGGAGCGCUCCUCUCAUGAAGAGACGUUAACCACAGAGCUGCAGCUCUCCUCUCAUGAAGAGAUGUUAACCACAGAGCUGCUCUCCUCUCAUGAAGAGACGUUAACAGCAGAGCUGGACCUCUCCUCUCAUGAAGAGACGUUAACCACAGAGCUGGAGCUCUCCUCUCAUGAAGAGACGUUAACCGCAGAGCAGGAGCUCUCCUCUCAAGAAGAGACGUUAACCACAGACCUGGAGCUCUCCUCUCAUGAAGAGAUGUUAACCAUAGAGCUGCAUCUCUCCUCUCAUUAA
Liolophura sinensis is the source of this 4860-nucleotide messenger RNA. RefSeq lists its product as uncharacterized. Gene Ontology annotation, molecular function: protein binding; serine-type endopeptidase activity. NCBI's taxonomy places the organism in Eukaryota, Metazoa, Mollusca, Polyplacophora, Chitonida, Chitonidae. The record is from RefSeq and is a predicted model, not a curated record. Gene Ontology annotation, biological process: proteolysis. The transcript is spliced from 5 exons. Bases 1 to 4860 code for a protein of 1619 amino acids.